UUCAGUACAAAUUCCAAUUUCCCUCUGCAAAACCUAACCCUAUCUUCAAAAGUUCUCUCUCCAUCUACACAAGAUUCUUCUUCAACCUCAAAUCCUCUGUUCUUCUCUCACGUCGCCACAUUCUCUUUGCUCGAAUUCAUUUGCUCUGCAAAAUCGGUGAUAGAAUCUCAAAGGUGAAUUUAGUCUCUGAUUCUUCGUUUCGAUUUCAGUGCCGCCUCUUCCCCAAAUGAGCCGACAGCAACUGUAUAGGGACUCGGACGUUACGGAGAUGUCUUCCAACAGCUUGUGGGUAGGCAACUUGUCCAUGGAUGUCACGGAUACGGAUCUCAUGAAUAUGUUUGCGCAGUUUGGGGCGAUUGAUAGUGUUUCUUCCUAUCCUUCCAGGAGUUACGCUUUCAUCUUCUUCAAGCACAUGGAGGAUGCUCAAGCGGCUAAGGAGGCUCUUCAAGGGGUUUUUCUGCGUGGGAGUUCAAUCAAAAUCGAGUUUGCGAGACCGGCCAAACCUUGUAGGAAUUUAUGGGUCGGCGGUAUUAGUCCAGCUGUUUCAAGGGAACAACUUGAAGAAGAAUUUUCCAAAUUUGGUAAAAUUGAUGAAUUUAAGUUUUUGCGAGAUCGGAAUACUGCAUUUAUUGAGUAUGUUCGGUUAGAAGAUGCAUCACAAGCUUUGAGAAUCAUGAACGGGAAACGCAUUGGUGGAGACCAGAUUCGAGUUGAUUUUCUUCGAUCACAGCCGAUGAGAAGAGACCAGUGGCCCGACUCCCGAGAUGGGCAUGGGCAGCUUCAGGGUAGAAAUGUGGGGAUGGCUGAUUUCCAAUCUGGUUAUAAAAGACCUCUGCAUACUCAAUCUUCAGAACUACGUAGAGAUGGACCUCCCAGCAAGGUUUUGUGGAUUGGUUACCCUCCAUCUGUUCAAAUUGAUGAACAAAUGCUCCACAAUGCGAUGAUUUUAUUUGGUGAAAUAGAGAGAAUUACGAGUUUCCAUUCUAGGCAUUUUGCAUUUGUAGAAUUUAGAAGUGUUGAUGAAGCGCGGCGUGCUAAGGAGGGUCUACAAGGACGGCUUUUUAAUGAUCCUCGGAUUACUAUUAUGUUUUCAAACAGUGAUCCGGCACCUGUAAAAGAGCACCCUGGCUUUUAUCCUGGUGGUAAAGAGACUAGGCCUGAAAUGUUCUUCAAUGAGCAUCAAAUCCGUCCUCCACAAAUGGACAUGUUAGGACAUCCUCACCCAAUGGUGCAAAAUAAGUUCCCUGGUCCAUUGCCAGCUAAUGGCAUUCUUGGACCAAAUACAGCAGUAAGACCACCACCCUUUGGUCCUCCACAGGGUAUCUCAGGCCCUCCUGAGUUUAAUGACUUCACGACAUCGCAUGGUUUCCAUGAUGCAAAUUCAAAAAAUGUGUUGGGUCCAAAUUGGAGAAGGCCAUCUCCUCCUGCACCUGGGAUACUUUCUUCUCCAGCUACUGGUAUUCGUCCACCUCCACCUGUGAGGUCCACUCCAAAUUCGUGGGAUGUUUUGGAUGUAAACCAAUUCCAAAGGGAUUCUAAACGAUCAAGGAUAGAUGGUCCAUCAUCCUUAGACGAUGCUUCUUUUCCUCCAAGAAAAAUGGAUAACCGGGGCAUGGGUUUUGAUCAGCAAUAUGGGGUUGGUCCAUUAAGUGAUGGAGGAUCUUCUGUUUCAUAUACCAAUGCUCCUGUGAAGACUCAUGCUAUCCCUAUAGGUGCAAGGGCACCAGUUAGUGGCCAGAGCCAUGGUGACAAUGAUUUUAUAUGGCGUGGAAUAAUUGCCAAGGGUGGAACGCCUGUUUGUCAUGCUCGUUGUGUCCCCAUAGGCGAAGGAAUAGGAAGUGAUCUUCCUGAAGCAGUCAAUUGUUCAGCAAGAACUGGGCUGGAUCAGCUUGCUAAACAUUAUGCUGAAGCCACUGGAUUUGACAUUGUCUUUUUCUUGCCAGACAGCGAGGAUGACUUUGCAUCCUAUACAGAAUUCCUGCGUUACCUUGGUGCAAAAAACCGUGCAGGUGUUGCUAAGUUUGAUGAUGGAACUACAAUGUUUUUGGUUCCUCCUUCAGAGUUUUUGAGAAAAGUCUUGAAAGUUGCGGGCCCAGAACGGCUUUAUGGUCUCAUUCUCAAAUUUCCCCAGGUUCCUCUUAGUGAAUCGACUCACCAGCAGUCCUAUCUACCCAUUCCUACAUCUGACUAUGGUGAGAGACAGCAAGUCUUGUCUUCACGAGCUGAAUACGGGUCAGUGCCUUCAAAGCAGGAGCAACUUCUUCCAAUGGAUUAUAAUAGGGUUCUGCAUGAGGAAACCAAGGAACCCCCGAAACCCCUUCUACCUGCAAGUGAGCCACCAUCUGUUCAGUCCUUGCCUCACGAGUAUGUUACUAACAAUAAUACGGCUGCAGUCUCACAAGCUGGGUUAUCAUUAACACCAGAGCUUAUUGCCACCUUAGUUUCUUUACUGCCUGGCAAGACACAGUCGUCCAGUUUAGAAAGUGCCAAGCAACCAGCCAUCUCACCACAGCCUCCAAUGCCUACUGUUGAUUCUAAUAAAGGGACUACAUCUGAGGGAUGGAUUGGUCAUCAAUCUUCUGAGCUAACCGGUCAGCCAUUUCAGCAAAUGGAAAAUCAUUUUAAUUCUCAGGGACAAAGUCUUUCUCAAUUUCAGCCUUAUCCACCUCUCCCGCAAACACCAAACCAGCAUGCACCACAGAUCAUGGGAGCAACCCAAAUUCAAGAUGCUGCUGUCGGUCUGCCACAGCAGCAGCAUGUACCUAUUCCUUACAGGCCUUUGUCUACUUAUUCUGCCCCUCCUGAGAAUGCACAAGCUUCUGGUUUGCCCUUUGUCAAUCCUCAGUAUCAGCACGAUGUUUCUCAAAUUAACCAGAGAGGUUAUGGGUCAGUCAAUGAAGUUGAUACUUCUGGGUAUGGUGCACCAGUUGUGCAGCAAUCAACGAACACUGCGACCUUAUCUAAUCAAGGUCAGGGUUCUACAUCACAGCCACAACCUGUUACCCAUUUAGCAUCUGAUAGGGGGAACCCUGAGCUUCCUUAUCAGAUGGAGCAUCUCCAAUCUGCAAACCUUGGCGCUGGCAAUGGGACCAGUGAUGUUGAGGCUGGUAAGGACCAGAGAUAUCGAUCUACGCUUCAAUUUGCCGCAAAUUUACUCCUUCAGAUCCAGCAGCAGCAGCAGCAGCCACAGCAAGCAGGCUGGGGUUCAGGAAAUCAAUAAUGAGCAGCUCUUCAUCUAGGUAAAGAAAGGUGAAAGGAAAGGAAAGGAAAGGAAGAUAUGCGUUAAAUUAUGGGUUUUGUUUGAGCAGAAGAAGCAGGUGGUGGAUGGGGACCCUUCGUUUUCUCCCUUCAAGCGAAUUUGAGUUUUGUGCAAUCCUUUGUACCAUAGCUUCAACCCCCAACAUUUCAACCCCUCUUUUAACGCUGCUUUGUUCUAUCACUUUAUUUCAUAUUGAAGCUCAUCAAUGAGAUUACCAUUUUGAUCACUGAAAAACAGAAAUAUAUCGGUAGCGUUCGUUUGUUCGUUCAGGUUAUCCCCUUUUUGUAUCUCUAUGAAAUACGAGCUCGUUCGAAACUUGCAAACGAUUGUCUUUGCUUUCUCUAUUCAUUUGUACGUUUGAGUAUACAUUUUGUAUAUGAAUCCUUUUAGAAUGUAUGAGUU
Molecule: messenger RNA, 3661 nt
Organism: Cucurbita moschata (crookneck pumpkin)
Lineage: Eukaryota; Viridiplantae; Streptophyta; Magnoliopsida; Cucurbitales; Cucurbitaceae
Product: flowering time control protein FPA-like
Exons: 6
Coding region: 227-3220 (997 amino acids)
Molecular function (GO): RNA binding
Source: RefSeq, a predicted model, not a curated record